Molecule: messenger RNA, 345 nt
Organism: Oppiella nova
Lineage: Eukaryota; Metazoa; Arthropoda; Arachnida; Sarcoptiformes; Oppiidae
Source: the annotation of a GenBank genome assembly
AUGGGAUCACUUGAGGGUCAUUUGUUACCUGGCACGUUUUUCAUAGUUUUCGGCUUCUGGUGGACAUAUGCUCUCUUUGACCGCUAUUUCAAGAUUCUCGUCGACUCGACUCUCACUAAAAUCCCAAAAGAUUUUGAAUGUACGGCCAGUUAUUCAAGAAUUGAAGGAAUCGUUAAGAUUAUCAGUUCUAUUAUUGUAAUUAAUAUUGAUGGACAUUCCUACAAAUUAGGUGUAGUCGACCUCUCAGUAUAUAAUGGCUAUCCGUUGCCAAAUGGCUCCGAUUAUAUGUCUCUAUUUAUAGCGACGGCUGUCGAGACACUUCUCUUCUGUUUCCAUUUGCACGGA